Penicillium digitatum Pd1 is the source of this 1533-nucleotide messenger RNA. RefSeq names its product OSTA/TMEM184 family protein. Gene Ontology annotation, biological process: transport. The record is from RefSeq and is a predicted model, not a curated record. NCBI's taxonomy places the organism in Eukaryota, Fungi, Ascomycota, Eurotiomycetes, Eurotiales, Aspergillaceae. Gene Ontology annotation, molecular function: transporter activity. Gene Ontology annotation, cellular component: membrane.
AUGGGCUGGCCCGUGUGCAAUACCACAGAGACCGAAACAAUCAAGGAGGUCGCACUCUGGGAUGGCGGCGUUUCAUUUCAUGUCCUUGCGCUUUUGGUGGGCGGCGCUUGCGCCAUCGUCGCCUGCCUUAUAUCUUUUGCUCUGAUAAUGCUACAUGCCACACAUUACAGCAAGCCGAUCGAACAGCGACAUAUCAUCCGUAUCCUAUUCAUGGUCCCCGUCUAUUCCCUCGUCGCGUGGCUCAGCAUAUUCUUCUACCAUGACUCCGUCUACUUUGAGGUCCUCGGCGACUGCUACGAAGCGUUCUGUAUCUCCGCCUUCUUCUCCCUCAUGUGCCACUAUAUCGCCCCGGAUUUACACAGCCAAAAGGAUUAUUUCCGUGGAAUCCAGCCAAAGGAAUGGCUCUGGCCGAUGAGUUGGCUUCGAAAAUGCUGUGGUGGCGAUCGCAUAUGGCGGACUCCGCGCAGUGGAUUGACAUGGUUCAAUAUUGUCUGGGUCGGAGUUUUCCAAUACUGUCUUAUGCGCGUUCUGAUGACCAUUGUUGCGGUUGUCACGCAGGCUUUGGGGGUAUACUGCGAGGCGUCGCUGAGUCCCGCAUUUGCGCAUGUAUGGACUAUUGUCAUUGAAUCGGUCUCCGUCACCAUCGCCAUGUACUGCCUGAUCCAGUUCUACCAUCAGACCAGCCAAGACAUCAAGCAACAUCAUCCAUUUUUGAAGAUUCUGUCGAUUAAGCUCGUUAUAUUCCUGUCAUUCUGGCAGUCGACCCUCAUCAGCCUUCUAGUCUCCGAGAGCGUUAUCGCACCGACGGAUAAAAUCGGCCUUAAUGACCUCAAAGUUGGGCUCCCGGAGCUGAUGAUCAACUGUGAGAUGGCAAUCUUUGCUGCACUCCACCUCUGGGCCUUCUCAUGGAAGCCCUACACCCUCACCAACCAAUCAAAUGAAGUAACGGAUUUCUACGGCAACGGCAAGUCUACAUACCAAGGUGGACGCUAUGGCAUAAAGGCCUUGAUUGAUGCUAUGAACCCACUGGACCUCCUUAAAGCCAUUGGUCGAAGUGCCCGCUGGCUGUUCGUCGGCCGCAAAAGUCGCAUGUUGGACUCCAGUUAUCGGGGGCAAAACGGCCUCCAGCCACCCCAAGAGGGCAGGGAACUCACCCAGCAUCGAACAGCCUACCGUGGCGCCGGAGGGGCCAUGUCCAGAGGCCGAACGGGCCGCUAUGGCGAUGUGCCCUACGAAGAGGGCCAAGUGCUUCUCGCUCACGCACAGCCCAAUCCCGAGAUCGCGCUCCCGGGCACUUCGCCGUACGCGUUGGAUUUCGAUGAGCAUCUCCAGAACCCGUAUAGAUCAUCUAGAUUUUAUGAUCGAAGCCCGUCACCCUAUGAGGAUACCUCGCUACACAGUCAUGACAAUCUCUACUCGGACUCGCCGGUCCACUCUUACCCACCUGACGGUCCUCUUCGCGAGCAAGUCCCUAUUCCCAUGCCGGAUCCUUACCAUCCUCCUCCUCCGUACCCUGGUAACCAUCAUUCAUGA